GUUAGAAAAGUUGGGAGAAGGUACAUAUGCCACAGUUUACAAAGGCAAAGAACGAAGAUCAGGAGAGACGGUGGCUUUAAAAGAAAUUCAUUUGGAUUCAGAAGAAGGAGCACCUUCCACAGCUAUUAGAGAAAUAUCUUUAAUGAAAGAAUUAAAACAUCCAAAUAUUGUUAAGUUGAAAGAUGUAAUUCAUACAGAAAAUAAGCUUAUGCUUGUUUUCGAAUAUAUGGAUCAAGAUCUUAAAAAAUAUAUGGAUUCUCGUGGAAAUCAUGGAGCAUUAGAUUCGAUGACAAUUAAAUUAUUUAUGUAUCAAAUGUUAACAGGAAUAGAUUUUUGUCAUCAAAAUAGAGUACUUCAUCGAGAUCUUAAACCACAAAAUCUCUUAAUUAAUAAAAAUGGACAACUUAAACUUGCUGAUUUUGGUUUGGCACGCGCUUUUGGAAUUCCCGUAACAACUUUUUCAAAUGAAGUUGUUACUUUAUGGUAUCGUUCUCCUGAUGUGCUUUUGGGUUCUAGAUCAUAUUCAACAUCAAUUGAUAUAUGGUCAGCAGGUUGUAUUAUGGCUGAAAUGUAUACUGGACGUCCCCUCUUUCCAGGUACUACCAAUGAAGACCAAUUACUCAAAGUUUUUCGUAUCAUGGGAACUCCAAAUGAACAAACGUGGCAAGGAGUGUCACAAUAUCCAGAAUAUCACAAACCAUACCCACAAUUUCCUCAACAAGAUAUGGGAGUAUAUCUUCCAAUGAUCGACCGUCAUGGAUUAGAUUUACUCAUGCAAAUGUUAGUUUUUGAUCCUGACAAAAGAAUUACAGCAAAAAAUGCCUUAAAACAUAUAUAUUUUCAAGAUUUAUUAGUUGAUAAUUUUGAAAGUUCAACAGCUAUUAAUAAUUAUAAUAACGGAAUUCCGCAAAUGGCGCCACCUCAAUCUACUAUGAGAAUGUCCGUACCUCAAAUGACGAUGCAAAUGGGCCCAAUACCGACUGGUGUUAAUAUGCAAACACUUAAUGUUCAACCUGUCAAUAUGCAUAUGGUGCCUUCUGGUGUAAAUAUGCAAAUGGGUGGAAUGCCGUCAACCGUUCAACCUAUGAUUGCGGUACCUCAAUUAAUGCAAGGUGGUGCUCAAAUGAUGGGUCAUCCUUCUAACGCACCUACACAAGCACAAAUGAUGCCACGUGGACCAAGAAAUCAUAUGCAUGAUAAUUAUGGAAUUGAAUAA
This is a messenger RNA of Funneliformis caledonium, 1216 nucleotides long. Lineage: Eukaryota; Fungi; Glomeromycota; Glomeromycetes; Glomerales; Glomeraceae. The record is from the annotation of a GenBank genome assembly.